This is a messenger RNA of Brassica napus (rape), 906 nucleotides long. RefSeq lists its product as uncharacterized. The transcript has a single exon. NCBI's taxonomy places the organism in Eukaryota, Viridiplantae, Streptophyta, Magnoliopsida, Brassicales, Brassicaceae. Bases 1 to 906 code for a protein of 301 amino acids. The record is from RefSeq and is a predicted model, not a curated record.
AUGUCGAGAUUUUCCAUGGGGGAACACACGAUCUUCCAUGAUGACGCAGUUAUGUGGAGAGUUGGGGGUAAAUUUGGGGAUAAAUACCCAAUUGAAAGGCAAUCGACUUCACAUCUUCUCUCUGAUUUUCUAGCAAAAUUAUUGUUUUUCUUCUGGAGAUUUGCCGAUCAUUUGAUCACAAUGGUGGAUGGAAUUUGUCGUGUUAUGCAAGACAUCGAUUUGGGGGUUAAUGAUGAGCCUUUUGUUCUGCCACAGGCGGUGAUUCAACAAGCGGCAGAAGAGAAUCAUUUCAUUCUUGUGGGCCAACCGGUUAUGCCAAGAAGACAAAACCUUUGUGUCAUCAUUGCUGCGAUGCCUCGAACUUGGGGUUUGGAAGGUAACGUUCGUGGGAGAAUAACUGAAGGUAGAAUAUUUCAGUUCGUCUUUCCAUCUGAGGAAGCCACGGAAACGGUGAUUUGUCGGGGUCCAUUGGCGUAUGCUGAGAGAAUGUUGGUCCUUCAUCGUUGGGCUCCUCUGAUGGAUGUGGAUCUCCUCAACUACAUACCUUUAUGGAUUCAGAUCCUAGGGAUUCCCUUCCAGUUCAUGAACAGAGAGGUCAUUCUCCACAUCGCCCGUGCAAUGAAUCAGCAAUACAUUCAAAUGGAGUAUAAUGAAGAGAAUGGUGGGCGCUUAGAAUUAAUCAGGAUCCGCCUCAACUGGAACAUCAAUCAUCCCUUAAAGUUUCAGCGCAACUUUCAAUUCUCUCCAGGAGAGAAUACUCUAUUGUGUUUCCACUAUGAACGCUUGAGAGGCUUUUGUGAAUCAUGUGGCUUGAUUAUUCAUAACACAGGCGCUUGUGUCAUCAACAAUGAAGGUUUUGCACCAGAUGGAAACGAUGACAGCGGUGAUGAAAAUGAUGAGGAAUAG